Molecule: messenger RNA, 702 nt
Organism: Dracunculus medinensis (Guinea worm)
Lineage: Eukaryota; Metazoa; Nematoda; Chromadorea; Rhabditida; Dracunculidae
Source: the annotation of a GenBank genome assembly
AUGCAAGAAUUACAAAUGGACAAUCAGCUAUUGCGAUCAUCGUUGAGAAAAUGUAGCACAAAAACUGAGAAUGACAAUGCUUUUUUACGCAACAAACAUGUGACGUUUUCUUGUCCAAAAAGCCCAAACGCUCAGCGACUUAAAAAAAUUCAAGGAAUUGAAGCGAAGAAAAAUGUAGUUGCACAAAGCAGUAGCAGAAAACGAUCCGUCGAUUUCAAUGAAAAUAACCUACAAAAAAAGAAAAACAAAUGCAAUGAGGGAAUUAUACGUUUGAAUGAAGUCCAUGAAACUCUAGUUCAAUAUAGUAAGAAGGUUAGCAAUGUGCGCUCGCUUAUUCAAGAAUUAAUUGAUGAUGCUAUUGAUUUUCUAUCUAAUUCCGUUUCUUUUAUUGAACUGUGCGUGGAAAAGGAUUUUCAGCGAUAUCAGGCACAGGUGGAGUCGUUCAGUUCUGCAAUGAAAAAGUAUGAUGCAAUUGUUGCGGGAAUGGAUAUAAGAUUAAAUGAGCUGAAGAAAAUUUAUGAAAAUACCGCAGAAUUAAAAACGCUCUAUGAUUUUUAUAAUAAUAAAAUGGACGAAAAAUGUCGAAAAAUAAAUGAUGAAAAUGAAGCAGAGUUGCCGCUUGCUGUUCAGUUAAAUCAUAUUUUGAAUGUUGUGCAAACUUUUAAUGAAGCCGUUCAAAAAUUCGAAAAAUUUCAAAAUUAA